This is a messenger RNA of Protobothrops mucrosquamatus (brown spotted pit viper), 380 nucleotides long. RefSeq names its product general transcription factor II-I-like. The transcript has 4 exons. Gene Ontology annotation, molecular function: DNA-binding transcription factor activity. Lineage: Eukaryota; Metazoa; Chordata; Lepidosauria; Squamata; Viperidae. The record is from RefSeq and is a predicted model, not a curated record. The annotation marks the transcript as partial. Gene Ontology annotation, cellular component: nucleus.
GUUGUCUUAAGUCUUUAAAAGUCAUUAAAAAAAAACCCCAUACAAUUACAGUGAUUGCAUCUUUACAUUUUGCAGAUGACGAUGAGAGAACCUCCAAAGUAGAGAAGGCCCGGCAGCUGAGAGAGCAAGUGAAUGAUCUCUUCAGUCGAAAAUUUGGGGAAGCCAUUGGCAUGGGAUACCCUGUGAAAGUCCCAUACCGAAAAAUCACGGUCAACCCUGGCUGUGUGGUGGUGGAUGGAAUGCCCCCUGGUGUAUCUUUUAAAGCUCCCAGCUAUCUUGAAAUCAGUUCCAUGAGGAAGAUUCUGGAUUCCGCGGAGUUUAUUAAAUUUACUGUCAUUAGACCAUUCCCCGGACUUGUAAUGAACAACCAAAUUACCGAA